GACAUUUAUGGAUUCCCAAAAGCAGCACCUGAGACUCCCUGGCAUGUGGAUCUCCUUGUGCAUUGGAUUCCUGGGGCUGUGUUCCUCGCUGAUAGGCAGUUGCAUUAUCUUUCUGCACUGGAAGAAGAACUUGCAGAGAGAAGAACAUGCCCAGCAGUGGGUGGAAGUGAUGAGAGCUGCCAUGUUCACCUACAGCCCACUAUUGUACUGGAUAAACAAGCGGCGUCACCAUGGCUUGAAUGCAGCCAUUAACACCGGCCCUCCCCCUGCUCUCACCAAGACUGAAGAUCAGAAUCCAGAUUCUUUGUGGGAGCUGGAUAUCUCUGAAGGUGGGAACUAUGCUGUGCAAGACAGCAGUCCCAGAGGUGAAGCCUCCGGUCCCUUGCACCAUGUUCUGGUGGGCCCAAAGCAGCCCCUGUCUUCAACAAUGCCACAGCCUCGGACUGACUCCCCGCACCCACUUCCCAUUUUUGAGGAGGUGCCCUUUGCCCUGUCCCUCUGCAACCUACCUCCCAUGCUGAGCCACUCUGUCUCCUACCCUUUGGCCAACUGCCCUGAAAAGAAUGUCCAUUUCUGUUCCCUCCCCAUACUGGCCCAUGGAACAAACUGCUUAAAUGCCAAGCCCUUUGCUUCAGAACUGUAGUCUCCUCUCAUUGAGGGUGGGAGCUGUAGGUAUCAAAGGCUCCUUUUGGUAGAAAACAGAGAUAACCUCAAGGAGUGGUAUUGACAAGGAGGUUAGAGCCAUUUGGACAUCACAUCAUGAAAGAUUUAAAGAAAAAAAAAGUCCAA
Messenger RNA from Phodopus roborovskii (desert hamster), 789 nucleotides. RefSeq names its product testis expressed 38 (gene Tex38). Bases 8 to 643 code for a protein of 211 amino acids. The record is from RefSeq and is a predicted model, not a curated record. The transcript is spliced from 2 exons. NCBI's taxonomy places the organism in Eukaryota, Metazoa, Chordata, Mammalia, Rodentia, Cricetidae.